AUGGAGAGGAUGUGUGAAAGGGAAUUAAGGGGGUCGGCGCUAAUGAACUUACCACUACACGACAAGCAAUACGCCUACAGUCUAGGCAAAUCAACAGAAUCGGCACUUCAUCAGGUAAUUACAAAGAUUGAAGAGGCCAUCCAAAACAAAGAAAUAUGUCUAGGUUCCUUCAUAGAUAUAGAAGGUGCUUUUGACAGAACAAAAAAUUUCUCCAGCAUAAAAGGUGCACUCAGUAGACAUAAAGUUGAACCGGCACUGAUCGACUGGAUAGUUUGCAUGCUCAGUACACGAAUAAUAAAGAUUGCUGGUGAAUCUCAACCAAUCCAAAUUAAGAAAGGCUGCCCGCAGGGUCGGGUUCUCUCACUCUCCUGUGGAAUAUGGUCAUUAAUGAACUCAUCAGCAAAUUAA
Parnassius mnemosyne (clouded apollo) is the source of this 408-nucleotide messenger RNA. The record is from the annotation of a GenBank genome assembly. NCBI's taxonomy places the organism in Eukaryota, Metazoa, Arthropoda, Insecta, Lepidoptera, Papilionidae.